Saccharomycodes ludwigii is the source of this 1350-nucleotide messenger RNA. RefSeq names its product Ldb17p (gene LDB17). The record is from RefSeq and is a predicted model, not a curated record. Gene Ontology annotation, molecular function: Arp2/3 complex binding. NCBI's taxonomy places the organism in Eukaryota, Fungi, Ascomycota, Saccharomycetes, Saccharomycodales, Saccharomycodaceae. The coding region runs from base 1 to 1350 and encodes 449 amino acids. Gene Ontology annotation, cellular component: actin cortical patch. The transcript has a single exon. Gene Ontology annotation, biological process: endocytosis; actin cortical patch localization; actin cortical patch assembly.
AUGACAGCACCAUUAACAGAAGACGAAGACCGUAAUAUUGAUUUUUGGAAUGGGUUAUUAGAUCUAACAGGUGUUGAAUCUAAAAAUAAACCCAUAAACACAAUACUUGUAUCUUAUUUAACCACAUGUUCAGAAGGUAGAAAUAAAAAGUUCUUAAGUAGCAAGGCUGAUCUAGAUAAAUCUGCUUUAUUACUAGUUGAGUCUGAUCGUUUCAAGGAAAAUAAAGGAUUUUGUAUAAGCAAAAUGUUGUCUCUUCUAGCAAUUGAUUUUGUGGAUACCAGUUUGAAAAAUUACAUUAGCUUUAUUCUUUUAUGUGAAAUAAGUUUGAAUCCAUCAAGUUUGGAUACACUCUGUGAAUAUCAGGGCUUUACUGUAUUAUAUAAUAAUAUUUAUAGUCAUUUCGCAUAUCUUUCCAAAUAUGGUGAAAACAGUUCUAAAACGAGUGUAGAAGACUCAGAUUUGAAUGAGAUCGAAUAUGAGAUUAUGGAUGAAUUCAGAAAAGUCUCCAUUUUAGAGAUGGAUCUUUUAUUUGAAAUAUUUAAAUACUGUAAAAACACAAUUACCGAGUUACAAUUGAUUGAUGAUUUUUUUGUCUAUUUUUUAAUGAGCACUAUAAUAUCUGAUACUACAGAAGAUACUUUUAAUAAUACCAAAUUUAAACUUUUGUUGGGAAUAAACGAACAAUAUAUCAUGUUUGGUUAUAAAUACGAGAUUGAAAAUAAAGUUUUCAAGUUUUUAAUGAAUACUUCUGUCUCGCAAUCAUUUGUGGAAUUAUUAUUAUUGAAGUUCAAUAGAAUAACACACGAUAGAACACUACAAAUUAUGAUUUGUAAAAUAAUACAUUUGGUUUUAACAUCAACACCAGAAAUUGCCAAGGAUUUUUUCUAUUUAAAUGAUUUGAAAGUUUUGGUUGAUGUUUUAAUCAGGGAAUUAAAUAAUAUAUCAGAAGACGAAGAGGCUAUACGCAACACAUUUUUAAGAGUAUUGUAUCCCUUAUUAAAGUUCACAGAAAUAGCUAAUGAACAGUAUAGGAAAUGCGACUUAAUAAAUCUAUUAACCUAUUUAAGUAAAAGCACAACUUUAGCUUCUUCGUCAUCCCCUUGUGAUUCAACAAAAGAACUAUCAGAACUUACUGCACACUUGGCUCAAAAAUGUUUGACUGAUAUUCCAUGGUUAAAAGAGGAAAAUUCAGAUGAGGCCACCAGUAUUUCAUCUGAUUUUUCUGUAGCUUCAACAUUCAUUAAGAAUAAACCUCAUAUUUACAGAAAUCCAGAAUAUUCUGUAUCAGCUGACUCUAUAAGAACAAGAAAAAGACCACCACCGCCUAUACCAAGGAAAAAUAAAACUUAA